UCUACUUCUUCUUUUUCUUCUUAUUCUCUGUAUAGUACAGCUACAGCUGCAGCUAUCACAAUGAGCCGCCCCGACAUCACCCUCUACACAGCGCAGACUCCCAAUGGAAUUAAGAUUUCCAUUGCGCUGGAGGAGCUAGGUCUCCCUUACAAAGUCGAGAAGAUCGAUAUCACCAAGAACACCCAGAAAGAGCCAUGGUUCCUCGAAAUCAACCCCAACGGCCGCAUCCCCGCCCUAACUGACACCUUCACCGACGGAUCCAAGAUCCGCCUCUUCGAAUCCGGCAGCAUCCUCACCUACCUCGCGGAACAAUAUGACAAAGACCACAAGAUCUCUUACCCGCAGGGCACCCGCGAAUACUAUGAACAGAACAGCUGGCUCUACUUCCAGAACGCCGGUGUCGGGCCCAUGCAAGGCCAGGCGAACCACUUCCACCGAUACGCGCCCGAGCGCAUCGAGUACGGCGUGAACCGCUACAUCAACGAGACGAGACGGCUAUACAGCGUGCUGGAUGCGCACCUCGCCAAGUCCAAAUCCGGGUAUCUUGUUGGUGAUCACGUCAGUAUUGCGGAUAUCUCGCAUUGGGGAUGGGUUGCUGCAGCCGGGUGGGCAGGUGUCGAUAUUGAGGAGUUCCCGAAUCUCAAGGCGUGGGAGGAACGCAUGGCUGCCAGGGAGGGAGUCGAGAAGGGUAGACAUGUGCCGAGUCCGCAUACUAUCAAGGAGGUUUUGAAGGAUAAGGCCAAGGCGGAGAAGAUUGCGCAGGAGUCAAAGGGGUGGAUUCAGCAGGGGAUGAAGGCGGAUGCUAAGCAUUAGCUUUAAAUUAGUGUUAUUUAG
Molecule: messenger RNA, 834 nt
Organism: Aspergillus neoniger CBS 115656
Lineage: Eukaryota; Fungi; Ascomycota; Eurotiomycetes; Eurotiales; Aspergillaceae
Product: glutathione S-transferase family protein
Exons: 3
Coding region: 61-813 (250 amino acids)
Source: RefSeq, a predicted model, not a curated record